GCGCGUGCCCGCGUCCUGUUGCAUCGGGGACGCGCCGAACCUCACCGGGGCUGGCCGAGCUUAAACCGAGCACGGACAAACGUAGACAGGUCGCGGCAGAGACAAGAGGGAGGACGUACUCGGACUUGGAAAAACGUCGGCGUCUGGAGUAGCCAACCUCCAUUUGGACUAUUCUGUUUUUAUAUUUUGAAGUUACAAAUUCAUCCGCAGAGGGUCGGAGAGACGGUGCAGCAUGUCGGGCAACAGGGAGGAGGAGAGGAGGAAACUGGCCGACAUCAUCAACCACUGGAACGCCAACCGGCUCGACCUGUUCGAGAUCAGCCGGCCCACGGAGGACCUGGAGUUCCAUGGCGUGAUGCGCUUCUACUUCCAAGACCGCAUGGCGGGCAACUUUGCCACCAAGUGCAUCCGCGUGUCCAGCACGGCCACCACUCAGGACGUCAUCGAGACGCUGGCCGAGAAGUUCCGGCCCGACAUGAGGAUGCUGUCGUCGCCGCGCUACUCCCUCUACGAGGUCCACGUCAGCGGCGAAGAGCGGCAGCUGGACCUGGACGAGAAGCCGCUGGUGGUUCAGCUCAACUGGAAUAAGGACGACAGAGAAGGACGAUUCGUCCUCAAGAACGAGAACGACAUCCUGCCCAAGAAGAGUCAGAGUAACGGGCCCGAGAAAGAGAAGGACGGCGUGAUCCAGAACUUCAAACGGACUUUGUCCAAGAAGGAGAAGAAGAAGGAGAAGAAGCGGGAGAAGGAGUUUGGCCGGAUAACGGAUGGCGACGACCAGAUGCCCAAUCGGGACGACGGGGAGAACAGCCGGCUGGCCGCCGAGGUCUACAAGGACAUGCCCGAGACCAGCUUCACCCGGACCAUCUCCAACCCGGAGGUUGUGAUGAAGCGGCGCAGGCAGCAGAAGCUGGAGAAGCGCAUGCAGGAGUUCAUGAGCAGCGACGGGCGGCCCGACUCGGGGGGCACGCUGCGCAUCUACGCCGACAGUCUGAAGCCCAACAUCCCCUACAAGACCAUCCUGCUCUCCACCCGGGACACGGCCGACUUCGCCGUGGCCGAAGCCUUGGAGAAGUACGGCUUGGAGAAGGAGAACCCUCGAGAGUACUGCAUCGCCCGGCAAGACGACAAAUCUGGCAAAGAGGCCAUCCUGGACGACGGCGAGUGUCCUUUGCAGAUCUUCAGGGACUGGCCGGCAGACAGAGGUGCCUUGGUUUUCCAGCUGAAGAAGAGACCGCCCGACUACCACUUGCGCAAGACGAGGAAAGCAGAUGACAAGGGCCUGCAAGGGAAGAACGGCUCUGGGCCCUUGCCGCCGGAAAAACUGCCCUAUCUGGUGGAGCUGAGCCCGGACGGGUCCGACUCCCGCGACAAACCCAAGCUGUACCGGCUGCAGCACAGCGUCACCGAGGUGGGCUCGGACUGCACCGACGACGGCGCCAUCCAGCUGCUGGGCCCGGGCGUGCUGCCUCACCACUGCAACCUGACUCACAGCGAGGGACUGGUGACGGUGACGCCGCGCGGCCCCGAGGCCGAAACCUUCGUGGACGGCCAGCGCGUGGGCGAGACGGUGGCGCUGCGCUCGGGCGCCACGCUGCGCUUCGGAUCGGCGCUGGUCUUCAAGUUCGUCGACCCGCUCUACGACCAGGCCGCCAAGAGGGAGCCGCCCGGCGCCAUGCGCGCAAGGCACAAGUCCGGGAGCGUUCCCGACACCACCUUUGACCUCCAGGGUGACAUGCACGGCGUGGCCGCCAUCCCCACCAGCAAGAGCUCCGGGAAGUUGGAGAUGGAGCGCGGGAUGGUGAAGCCCAUGAUCCGAGGCGAGCCGCAGGACGGCCGGACCCAGGACGGCUCGGGCGACCGGCCCGACCUGACCCUCCCGGCCAGCAUCGAGUUCCGGGAAAACUCCGAAGACACGUUCCUGUCGGCCAUCAUCAACUACACCAACAGCUCGACGGUGCACUUCAAGCUGUCGCCCACGUACGUGCUGUACAUGGCGUGCCGCUUCGUGCUGUCGCCCGCCUACCGGCCCGACAUGUCUCCCUCGGAGCGCACGCACAAAGUCAUCGCCAUCGUCAACAAGAUGGUGAGCAUGAUGGAAGGCGUCAUCCAGGAAAGUCCUGAAGGGGAUCAGAAGCAGAAAAACAUUGCGGGCGCCCUGGCCUUCUGGAUGGCCAACGCGUCGGAGCUGCUCAACUUCAUCAAGCAGGACCGCGACCUGAGCCGCGUCACGCUGGACGCCCAGGACGUCCUGGCGCACCUGGUCCAGAUGGCCUUCAAGUACCUGGUGCACUGCCUGCAGGGCGACCUCAACAACUACAUGGCCGCCUUCCUGGAUGACCCCGAGGAGCACAAUCCGCAGAGACCCAAGAUAGAGGACGUCCUGCACACGCUGACGGGCGCCAUGUCUCUGCUGCGGCGUUGCCGCGUCAACGCGGCGCUGACCAUCCAGCUCUUCUCGCAGCUCUUCCACUUCAUCAACAUGUGGCUCUUCAACAAGCUGGUGACGGACAGCGAGUCGGGCCUGUGCUGCCACUACUGGGGCGCCAUCCUGCGCCAGCAGCUCAGCCACAUCGAGGCCUGGGCCGAGAAGCAGGGCCUGGAGCUGGCCGCCGACUGCCACCUCAGUCGCAUCGUGCAGGCCACCACUCUGCUGACUAUGGACAAGUACUCCAUGCAGGACGUCCAGAACAUCCACAGCACUUGCUUCAAGCUCAACUCGCUGCAGCUACACGCGCUCAUGACCAACUACCACUGCGCCCCCGACGAGCCUUACAUCCCGCCCGAGCUGAUCGACCACGUGGUGGCAGUGGCGGAGAACACGGCGGAUGAGCUGGCACGCAGCGACGGGCGCGAGGUGCAGCUGGAGGAGGACCCUGACCUGCAGCUGCCCUUCCUGCUGCCCGAGGACGGCUACUCGUGCGACGUGGUGCGCAGCCUGCCCAACGGCCUGCAGGACUUCCUCGACCCGCUGCUACAGAGAGGCUUCUGCCGGCUGACGCCGCACCCUCGCUCGCCCGGAACCUGGACGGUCCACUUUGAGGGGGCCGACUGCGACAGCCACUUUGCCGCCGUCGACAACUCUGACAUGCCAAUGAGGAAGGAGCCGGAGGUGGUGACGGUGACGCUGAAGAAGCACAACGGCAUGGGCCUCAGCAUCGUGGCCGCUAAGGGUGCCGGCCAGGAGAAACUGGGCAUCUACAUCAAGUCGGUGGUCAAAGGAGGCGCCGCCGACAUGGAUGGGCGACUGGCAGCCGGCGACCAGUUGCUGAGUGUGGAUGGGCGCAGCCUGGUGGGCCUGUCCCAAGAGAGGGCGGCCGAGCUGAUGACCAGGACGGGAUCGGUGGUGACGCUGGAGGUGGCCAAGCAGGGCGCCAUUUACCACGGCCUUGCCACGCUCCUCAACCAGCCCAGCCCCAUGAUGCCUCGAGCCUCGGACCGCAGCCGCGAGAAGAACGGCAAACUGCGUCCCAAGAGCGAAGGCUUCGAGUUGUACAACAGCUCGGUGCCCAACGGCUCCCCGGAGAGUCCGCAGGCCGGCUGGGACGCUUACCCGGAACCAAAGAUGAUGAGCGGGGAGGACCGGCUCCUCAAAAACCGGGCCAACCACCGCUCCAGUCCCAACGUGGCCAAUCAGGGCCAGAGUCCCGCGAGCAAGCCAGUCUACCCCGCUGGACCCGGCACCAAGAUCACCUCCGUCUCCACCGGCAACCUGUGCGCUGACGAUGAGCCUUCACCCCCGCGCCCAGAGGCGUACCCCAUCCCCACGCAGACCUACGCCCGGGAAUAUUUCACCAUCCCGGCGUCCAAGAGCCAGGACCGCGUGGUGGGCCCGGGGCCGGGACCCUCGCAGCACUGGCAGCCCAUGGAGGACAGGGAACGGCUCCCCUCGGUGGACAGCAUGCACAACAGCAUGAAGCGAGUCAACCACUCGCAGGAGGACAUGUACCCUCCUCCGUCCGGGAUCCUGAGGCAGGACGAGCGCAUGCAGCAGCACUACCAGCAGGAAUACCAACACCGAGACCUGGACUACCAGCACAGAGAUCUGGACUACCAGAGGGGACCUCCCGGUUUGGCGGGAGCGGAGCAGUGGGUUGCUCAGCAGCAGGUUUCGUCCUCGCUGGAGUCGUCCACGUCCAGCCAGGAGCACCUCAACUACGCGUCGGCGUCCGGCAAGAACCAGAAGACGGGGCCGGGCCGCUGGAAGACGCCCAACGCGCCGCACGCCGUGCCGCCGCACUCGGUCCAGACGUCGUCGCGCUCGGACCUGCCGCCGCCCCCUCCCCCGCCGCCGGCCACCUACCCGGACGCCUACGACAUGUACGAGCCCCACGGCGAGAUGCCUCUGCCGCCGCCGCCAUCCGGCGCCAGCUCGGCAACGGCCCAGCAAGCCGCCGACCGCAAGAAGCGCGAAGAGCAACAACGCUGGUAUGAGAAGGAGAAAGCCCGUCUGGAGGAGGAGAGGGAGAGGAAGAGGAGGGAGCAGGAGAGGAAGCUGGGUCAGAUCCGGGCCAACCCCGUCAUGCCCGUCCAGCCCCACAACAAUGGAGGCACCUUGCCCCCUGCCCCAGCCCACCACUACCCACAGCAGCAGCAGCAGCAGCCUCCCCCUCCAGCUUCUAUGGGCCCCCCUCACGCGUACCCGCCCCAGCAGCCCCCAUCCAGACCCGAGAAGCUGGCCAGCCUGCCCCGCUCGGCUGUGCCGCCCUCCUCCAACCCCCCAGGUAUGGAGACGGUGAUCCGGGACCUCCUGCCCCAGCAGCAGCCUCGCACCAUUGAGCGGCGAGACCUGCAGUACAUCACCAUCAGCAAGGAGGAGCUGACCAGCGACAGCCUCUCGCCCGACCCUUGGAAGCGGGACGCCCGCGAGAAGGCCGAGAAGCAACAGCAGCUUCACAUCGUCGACCUUCUGGACAAGGAGAUCCAAGAGCUGCAGUCCAAGCCGGAGCGCACGGCCGAGGAGAGCGACCGUCUGCGCAAGCUGAUGCUGGAGUGGCAGUUCCAGAAGCGUCUGCAGGAGUCCAAGCAGAGCGAUGAGGACGAGGAAGAGGAGGACGACGAGGACGUGGACACCAUGAUGAUCAUGCAGAGGCUGGAGGCCGAGAAACGAGCCAGGCAGCAGACUGCUGUCCCAGCUAUCUCUGUUCUAGAUUUGCUUCAGGACGAAGAGCGGCGGCGCAAACAGCAGCUGGAAGAGAUUCGCAAGCGGGAGGCGGACGAGCGCACCAAGCAGGAGGAGGAACGGCGGUGGCGGGAGGAGGAGCGAGUCAAGCGGGAGGCGGCGGAGAAGCGGAGGCAGGAGGAGGAGUACUACACCCGUCUGGAGGCCGAGCGGCGCCGGCAGCACGACGAAGCCGAGCGCAGGCUGCUGUCGCCGGACGAGCCGGCCGGUCUGUAUCGGCCCCCGCUGCCCAAGGACUACCAGCCCCCCGCCCCGCACAACCCUACUAACACGCCCCCGCCGCCCCCGCAGAGAAACGCCUCCUACCUCAAAACACAGGUGGCCUCGCCCGACACGCUCUACACGGCCAAGUUUGUGGCCUACGCCGGCGACGAGGACGAUGACGAAGAGGGCGGCGGCCAGCCAGGUCAGCUCAAGCUGUCGGCCACCCGCAAGUCGUACGGCGACCUGCCGGCCGCCGGCGACGCCGCCCCCCCGCUGCGGCGCGGACGCCCGCAGCCGCCGCCCACUGCACGCAAACCCCGGCCGCUCUCGGACGGCAUCUUCCUGUCUAGCUCCUUCCGGCCGCCCAGCGCCAACAACUCCAACAGUACAGGGCCGCCCCCCCUCCCCGCCAAGCCCGGCGUGGGCCCCCCAGGAGGUGUGCAAGGAUUCAACUCGUACACUGGAAACUCGGCAGGAGUUGUAGGAUCCGGAGAGUUCUACAAGGACCCGAGGGACAAAUGGGCCAAGAGUCAGGAGCAGGAGAACAUCCCGAGCGGCGGCGACGACGACGCCCCCCCCGAGAGUUUGACCUUCAAGGAGCGCCAGCGUCUGUUCUCUCAGGGCAAGGAGGUGUCCAACAAGGUGAAGGCCUCACGCAAGCUGAUGGAGCUGGAGAACGAGCUCAACACCAAGUAGUGAGACGGCCCUCCCCUUCCACCUUUUUUAUGUUUGAAAUUGGAAUGGUUGAAGAAGCUUGCGGUGACUUUUUGACCACUUUGCCGCCCUCCCCUCCCCGCCACACACGUACUGUACAAAUCCCAUCGGCGUAUUCGAUUUUUUUGGUUGUUGGCGGUGAAAUGGUGCUGGAGGGGUCGGCUGGGAAAUUUUCAUGCUCAUUUUAAAUUGAAUUUUUUUUCCCGUAGCUUCCAGAGAUUUUAAGUGGUUAGCUUUUACGCCCAACAGACAUUUUAUUUGACUGUUUGAUUUUAUUUCUCUUUUUUUUUUUUUCUUUUUUUAACUGACACUGUUACUUUGUGCUCUUUAUGCUUGGGGGACGGACAUUUGAGAGAAAUGCUCCAUCAUCUCCAAGCGCACAUGUAAAUAAUUGCCACUCGGACUACUGUACAAGCCCCAAAACGAGAAUGGCUAAAACCCGAGCUAACGUUAACUCAAUCUGUGGUCUUGUUUCUUUUUUCCUCGAGCUGCUGAUUGACGUUGGUUCGUUCGUUUGACAGGCGAGAGACGUGUUGUUUCAAAAAGAGAGACAAAAGUAGGCCGUUUUCAAAAGCCGAUGUUCAUUUUGGGAUUGGCAGAGGAACGGACGGGAUCACAAACCGGUUUUUAUGUUUCGCCUUGUUUUGUAAAUCAUUCUUAAUAAAUACAGAUUUUGCAACAA
Molecule: messenger RNA, 6782 nt
Organism: Syngnathus typhle (broad-nosed pipefish)
Lineage: Eukaryota; Metazoa; Chordata; Actinopteri; Syngnathiformes; Syngnathidae
Gene: afdna
Product: afadin, adherens junction formation factor a
Exons: 37
Coding region: 233-6082 (1949 amino acids)
Biological process (GO): regulation of protein localization; signal transduction
Cellular component (GO): adherens junction
Molecular function (GO): cell adhesion molecule binding
Source: RefSeq, a predicted model, not a curated record